AUGUCGAUCGAGGAGACCAACAAGAUGCGCAUUGAGUUGGGCCUGAAGCCGCUCAAGAUGGAGGCUGAGGAGCUCAAGGGCCCCAGCAAGGAGGAGGUGGCUAAGAAGGAGGAGGCGGAGAAGGCUGCCCAGGCAGUAGAGCUUGCAGACCGCAUCAAGCAGUCCCGCGAGCGGCGGCAGCAGCAGGAGGCGCUUGACCGGCAGAAGAAGCUGAGUGCGGCCGGCGAGGAUGUGGAUGACGUGAUGGCUUGGGUCAGCAAGAGCCGGGUCACCGAGGCGCAGCGCAAGGCGGAGGCGGCGGCGGCGCGGCGCACGCAGGCGGCCGCGGCGGUGCGCGCCGCGCAGGCGGACAGCGAGGAUGAUGACGAGGACGAGGGCAUGCCCAGCGCCGCUGAGCUGGCGGGGGCCAAGGUCAAGCACACAGCAGAGGAGCUGGGGGAGGGAGAGACCAUGAUCCUCACCCUGGAGGACCGCGGUAUCCUGGAUGAGCGGGGGAACCUGGUGGAGGAUGAUCAGGACAUGGUACUGGAGAAUAUACUGGCGCGUGAAGACAAGGAGCGUUCCAAGGCUCGCAAGGCCUCGGGCAAGCAGGCCAAGCCGCUGUGGGAGGAGGACGGCAAGCGGCGCGGCCUGCUGGACAAGUAUGAUGAGGAGGAGGAGCAGAUGAUGCAGCUCGACGACGCCGGCGCCGUGGAAGCUGCGCGGCAGAGGCGGCAGGAGGAGAUCCGGGCGCGGCUGGCGGCCGGGGCGGGCGGCGGCGGCGGCGGCGGCGGCGGGGCUGUGGUGGUGGAGGAUGCCAGCGUGGUGGUGCAGCAGGCGGCGGCAGACUAUUAUACACAGGAGGAGAUGGCAAAGUUCCAGAAGCCCAAGAAGAAGAAAGAACGGAAGCUGAAGAAGAAAGCGCUGACAGAAGAGGAGCUGGCGGCGCUCGAGGCGGAGGCGGCGGCACGCGGCGGCAGCGACCUGGGCAGCAGAGCUACCCGGGAGCGGCGGGCGGCCGACAAGGCGGCGGCGGCCACGGCGGCGGCGGCCGAGCGGCGAGCCAGGUUUGACCACGCCCUCAACAAGGCCAACUACGCCUCGCUGGCGCUGCGCGCCGACGCGGCCGCGGCAGAUGAGGAGGAGGGCGGCGGGCUGGAGGAGGACGAGGAUCUCUACCAGUCCCUCAGCAAGGCGCGGCAGCUUGCGCAGAAGAACGCGGCGGCCGCGGGCGCGGCGGCGGCGCCCAAGGGCCCCGAAAACUUGGCCGCAGAGCUGAUCAAGCGGCGGGAGGAGCAGCAGCGCGCGGCGGCGGCGGCGCGCGGCGGCGGCGCGCCUGCAGACGGAGGGCUGGUGUUUACCGAUGUGGCUGAGUUCACCCGCACCAUCCAUGUGAAGGAGGAGGAGGAGGGCGCGCCGGCGGCAGCCCCGCAGCAGGAGCAGGAGGCGCAGGAGCGCGGCGGCGGCGGCGCGGGGGCUGCCGGCGCCAGCGGCAGCGGCAGCGGGGUCAAGGCGGAGGCGGAGGCGGAAGGCGACUUUGGACUUGAUGCUAUGGACACAGACCUGGAGCCAGCCGGCAAGGCAUCCGACAACGUGUGGGCCGGCUGGGUGCCCGCCUCCGGCGCCCCCGGCGAGAUCUCGGCCGCCGAGAUGCGGCAGAAGCUGCGCGCCAAGCAGGCGGCGGCGGCGGCGGCGGCGGGCGCGGCGGGCGCGCCCGAGCAGCAGCAGCAGGGCGAGGUGAAGCAGGAUGAGAGCGUGACGCGGGAGCGAGCCAUCGGUUCAGGCCUGGCGGGCGCGCUGGCCUUCCUGAAGGACCGUGGCGACCUGGAUGCCCCCGGCCUGGAUGAGGUGUACACCGGCGGGCGGCAGGAGGACAGGCUGGCGCUGGAUGUGGAGGUGGCGCUCACUCGCAAGGAUGAGUAUGGGCGGGUGCUGACCCCCAAGGAGGCCUUCCGCCAGCUGUGCUACAGGUUCCACGGCAUCCAGCCCAGCAAGAACAGCCGGGAGAAGCGGGCCAAGAAGGCGGCAGAGGACGUAGCCAAGAAGAAGCUGGCCAGCGAUGUGGGGGCCACCAGCGGUACCGCCAGCCUGGGCAAGAUGCAGGCGGCACAGAAGCAGGCGGCCACGCCGUACGUCGUGCUCAGCGGUACCGUCAAGCCGGGGCAGUCGCGGGACGCCAUCUCAGGCUAUGCGACUGUGGACCGCGCCGAGCAGCUGACGGCGCCCACGCCGGUGCUCAGCAAGCUGCCCGGCCAGUCGCCGCUGGUGGGCAACGCAAAGGUGGAGGCGAUGCUGGGUAUCAAGCGCAAGGGCGACAGCAGCAUGCCGCCGCCGCCGCCGAAACACGCGAGGAACACCAGGCAGUUCCGCGGCUGGUACAAAGCGACUAUCGAUGAGGUCAACUUAGGCACGGAGCUGGGCUUAGAGGGCGAGGAGGGGCGGCGGCUGUGGUGCCUCCUGAGGUAUGCUCCAGAGGGGGAUGAUCCCGGGGAUGUCGAGGACCAAAGCUGGGAGUAUGUGUGGAGCACCCCCACCCGCUGCCGCAACCACCGAGUGCCGCCGGCAGCCCACGCCUGGCUGCACGCAGCCGUGGACGCCCAGCAGCAGCUGCUGCAGCAGCAGCAGGCGGCUGGCGGUGCGGGGGCAGCGGGGGCAGCGGGGGCGGAUGCGGGAGCAGGCAGCAUCAGCAGCCCUGCCGGGGUGGCAGCUCCUGCGGCGGAGGCGGCGGAGGCGGUGGCGACGGGCGUGCCGCCGCGUCCGUCCCGCGACACCAAGCGCCGCCGCCGGGCCACCACCACCGCCACCGCUCGCCCGCCCGGCUCGCCGGCGGCAGCGGUGGGGCUGCUGGUGGCAGGGCAGGCGCCGCCGGCACGGCGGCAGACGCUGGAGCAGCAGCAGCAGAAGCAGGCGGCGGCGGCGCCGGUGCCCACCCCCGCCACCGACCCUGCCCACGCCAGCCUGGAUGCCCUGGCCGAGGCGGCUGCCUCCCAGCGGCAGGAGCAAGGCAUGGGCGCGUGUCGCAGCGUCAAGGCGGCGGCGGGCACUCCCUCCCACAGCCAGGGCACUACCAUCGCCGAGACUGUCAGGAUCCGUCGGGGCAGGCGGCAGGCGGCCCCGGCCUCUGCAGAUGCACACUCGGCGCCUGGAGGGGCCUCCCCCACCACGCCGCAGGCCCUGCUCCCGCUCGACGUGCGCUCGCUGAGCCGGGAGGGAGGCGCGGCGAGGGCGGCAGGCGCCGGCCCCGCACCCGCGCCCGCCUACCUCGCCGCCGCCGCCGCGGCCGCGGCCGCCGCCGCGGCCCAGGAGGCCGCCGGCCCGCCACCGCCGCCCCCGGGCCUGCUGGGGGUGCCGCCGCAGCAGCACUUGGACCUUCUGACAGAAGCCAUCCAGCCUCUGGCCAGCGCCGACUCGCCCGGCGCCCUGGCUGCCGCCUUUGAGGCGCUGGAGCUGCUGCCGGGGCUGGCGGGGCUGAGGGAGGAGGAGGUGCUGGCCUUCAAGCUCCUGCUGCUGCGAGACAAGGAGCAGCGGCAGCUGGUGUGGCGGGAGCUGCGCCGCCUGCUGCUGCGCCGCAGCAUGGCGGCCGCCGCCGCCUGGCUGCGCGGCUGCGUCGGCCAGCUGGGGAUCGGCGGGGCGCGGGGCGGCGCGGGGAGCGGCGACGGCGCAAGCGGCAGCCCGCCGCCUGUGGGGCCGCGCACCACCCUGUUGUCUGUGGUGGCCCUGGCCUGGGGCCCUGGGGCCGUCUUGGAGUCGCUCAAGGGAGAGGCCUCCCUGUGGCAGCAGGAGGCACAGCUGUAUGGCCGCAAGGCCGCCGCCGCCUUGUCUGAAGCCACGGGAGCCGAGGAGGGGCAGGCAGAGGCGGCGGCGGCUGACGCCACACGGCUGGACCCGCAGCUGGCAGCAGCGCUGCUGGCCGCGCCGCUGGCAGCUCUCAAGCAGGCCAGCAGUAGCAGCAGCAGCAGCGCGAGCGCAGCCGGCGGAGAGCCAGGUGGCUGCGCCGGCGCGGCGGCGGCUGCGCCGCAGCUUCCGCGGCUGGAAGAGGAGCAGUACCAGUGGGACUAUGCGGUACUGCUGGCUCAGGAGCUGCCCUACUUCGAGAGCGCCGCCUCCUGCGGCCACUGCGGCAGCGAGGGCGGGCCCGAGGCGCUGGCUGACCGAGCAUGGUUUGACUUUCUUUCUUACAUCCAGGCAGCGCAGUUCAAAGCGCUGGGCCGCCAGCUCAGCGCCGCGCUUUCCUCCACGGGCGCUGCUGCCGCCGCGCUGUCGGGCUGGCAGCGCAUGCACGCCGGCUCCCCAGAGAUGCAGCUGAGGGCCGCGGAGCAGGCCUGGGCAGCCGGCGGCGUGCCGCCGGGCCGCGCCCCGGCAGGCUUUGGCGGCGGCGGCACGCCCGACAUGCAGGCGGCGGCAGCGGCUGCGGCCUUUCGCGCGCGCGGCCAGGCACUCGACGGCAGCCGCAGCGGCGGCGGCGGCGGCGGCCAGGCUCCCCGCCUCACCCCUGCAGAUGCGCUGCGCCUGUCCCUGGGCGCCGCCAUUCUGGGACACAUAGAGGCCGACCUCGCGGCAGCGGCACGCGGCGGCGGUGGCGGCGGCGGCGGCGCGGCGGCCGCCCUGGCCGCCAUCCGCGGCACCAGCCCCGAGCUGGAUUCCAUUAGGGAUGGGGCCAGGGCGCUGCUAGAGUACUUCACUGACAAAGGUUUGGUGGCUGCCGCUCGCUGCGCCCAGUUUGGCUUGUCCGCAGAUGAAUACGAGGUGCUUGCGCUGCAGCCAGCAGCCCCGCCCUUGCCGCCGCUCAGGCCGCCGCAUGUGCCGCUGCUGCGCCGCGCCGCGCGCGCUGCCGCUGCAGGCUUCCAUGCCUCGGCUGCCCUCGCUUUCUUCGGAGCCUCAAAGAACGAGGAGCGAAACCACUACACGUGGAGCAUCGGGGAGCCCGCCUUCCUCAAGUACUGGCUGCAGUCGCCCGCCACCCUGCGCUCGGCCGCGGCGCUGGACGCAGAGGAAGGCUUCAGCCAGGAUUAUGUGGCUGCCACCCUGCAGGCCUACUUCCGCCGCUGCGGCGUGGCGGCUGCCUCCCUCAAGCGCUACCCCUCCUACAGCGAGCCGCAGCUGGUGGCGGAGCAGUGGACGCUGCGGCGGGUGGCGCCGCUGCCGCCGGACCACGACUGGCAGCAGUACCGAGAGUGGCAGCCAGACUACUGCCCCCUGGCUGACGAGGCCUGCUACUAG
This is a messenger RNA of Chlorella variabilis, 5199 nucleotides long. RefSeq lists its product as hypothetical. The record is from RefSeq and is a predicted model, not a curated record. Gene Ontology annotation, biological process: mRNA cis splicing, via spliceosome; maturation of 5S rRNA. Lineage: Eukaryota; Viridiplantae; Chlorophyta; Trebouxiophyceae; Chlorellales; Chlorellaceae. The transcript is spliced from 26 exons. Gene Ontology annotation, cellular component: U4/U6 x U5 tri-snRNP complex. The coding region runs from base 1 to 5199 and encodes 1732 amino acids.